Effrenium voratum is the source of this 1389-nucleotide messenger RNA. The record is from the annotation of a GenBank genome assembly. Lineage: Eukaryota; Dinophyceae; Suessiales; Symbiodiniaceae.
GGGGGCAACACUCACAUCCCGUUCGUGCUGGUUUCCGCUUCCGAUGGUCCAGCUGGAUGGAUCUUUGCGGCUACUGGCCAGCUACAAUGUCCUGCACGGGCGCCAGUUCUUCGCGAAGUCCCUGAUGGCCAUGUGGUUCUUCUCCCUGCUGGAGUGGGCGGCCUUCUCAAGUGUGAUUUGCUUGGCGCAGUGGACCUCUCAGUUUUUCCUCUUCCUGGCUUUUCUGGCCAUGAUGGGCGCAGCAGUCCAUCGGACUGUACAGACCAGCUCUUCGUCUCCGGCCAGCGAAAUUUGGACGCGGCUGGCGGAGGCUUGGUGGAAGCCGUUGCUGACGCCAGUCUACCUGUUUCUACCCGAGCAACACUCUUGCUAUGGCCUGUCCAGUCAGUCACCGCCGGCCACGGGCUUCUACACCCUCCACGCGACUCUGCGCUUGGGCAGUGUGCUGCUUUGGCUCCUCACGAUGGCCCGGCCAGUGGACAUGUGCGUGGCCCCGGUUCUGCACUUCUGGCAGCCGGAAUGCGCGGAAGUGCCUUCCUGGAUCCAGGGCUGCGGCACAACUUUCUCGCCCCAGGAGUACACCCGGUGCCUGCGGUCCAGUUGGCUGGACGGCGCCUGCAACCUUUUGGCUGCCCAGUGCCGAAACCAGGCGGAGGGUCAAGUGGACCUUACCGUCAGCCUCUUCGUGGACGCCUGGAUGAGUGCGGUGCCACUGGCCACGCCGGUGCUUUGCCUGCUUUUCGUUCUGGCGCGCUGGGAGAAAUUCUGGGCAGUGGCGCCAGAUGCAAAUUUGCGCCAUCGCAUACAAGAGGAAGAGCAGCGGCUGCAGGAGCAGCUCUGCAACGGGGACCAGCUGACGCAUAACUGGAGCUGGUGGCUGCACCUCGAUUUAGCACUUUUGGCCUUGGACUUCGGGACUGACCUGUUCUGCUUGCUCAUCUUUCUCGGCGCUCGCAACUGGGGCUUCGCCUUUCUUCAGCUACUCUUGGUGUCCUCAACAGUGGCCAGGUGUGUGCAGCGGGGCCCGCAGGCGGUGCUGGAGGCCUUCAAAACCUCCAAAGCCCAAGGCUUCGUCUCGCAGAGCUACCUGGAGAUCGCCCAGGCUGAGCGUAUCAUGCGAGCACCCCUGGCCUUCGUGCUGCAGUACUACAGCUUCGCGUUCAUCGCCGGGGACUGCUUCCAGGUUUGGAUCUUGUCCAUCAGCGUGCUGUUCAGCCUGGUGAGCGCAACACAGGGUGGCUUUAUCUUGGUGGACCUGGAUGUGGCACCGGAACAGCUCUCGACGCUGCUGCGCUGGGAUUGCUAAAGUCCCAGCUGCCCAAGGCGGUUCUCGACCUAACCUUUUGGUUGUUCCCAUUUAGCCCAGGGAGACAGGCAGAUUGGUUGACA